This is a messenger RNA of Guyanagaster necrorhizus, 443 nucleotides long. RefSeq lists its product as uncharacterized. Lineage: Eukaryota; Fungi; Basidiomycota; Agaricomycetes; Agaricales; Physalacriaceae. The transcript is spliced from 2 exons. The coding region runs from base 54 to 308 and encodes 84 amino acids. The record is from RefSeq and is a predicted model, not a curated record.
CCCGAUGACGAGUCGAUGUGAAUACUGCGACCUUGGAAGGAACGUUUAUAGUUAUGGAACGAACACUGGUGACAUGUAGCUUCGAGUUUCCCGAAUCCCAACAAGAGUCGGAUUCACCACUUCAUACCAACACCCUUUCCAAUACUCGGUUAAUUUGCUUACUAUUCCUGAUUUCAAUGACAGUCUUAUUGCCAGCCCAUUCAAUGAAAUCUGUUCAACAGCGAAGAAAUGCCUUUCCAGCAUCAAAUGUCAUUCCGGAGAUGAAUCUUCGCGGGAGGUUGUCGGCAUUUGUCCUCUGCUUGCUAUAACGCAUCUCCCGCACAUUGCCUGGCCGGCAUACAGCGUUGGAACGGUCUUCUCGGCUCAUCUGUUAUUGUCCUUGCGGCGCUCAGGCCAUUCCCUCCGCAGUUCGCCUCAGCGUUUGUGCGGAAAGCAUCAUGCCG